AAUUAACUUCCAGAGAACCUCCAAACCAUCGAGCUCAGUUCCUAGCGAGGCCUCUAACGCCACUUCCGCUUGCCCACCUAAAAUCGCGCCUGCGCACGGUGUCUCUUCCUCUCCCCGCUCGGGCCUGCGUCGCACCGACAUGGCUAAACGCACCAAGAAGGUCGGAAUCGUGGGUAAAUAUGGGACCCGCUACGGUGCCUCCCUCCGGAAAAUGGUGAAGAAAAUUGAAAUCAGCCAGCACGCCAAGUACACUUGCUCCUUCUGUGGCAAAACCAAGAUGAAGAGACGAGCUGUGGGGAUCUGGCACUGUGGUUCCUGCAUGAAAACAGUGGCUGGUGGUGCCUGGACCUACAAUACCACUUCUGCUGUUACAGUCAAGUCUGCAAUCAGAAGGCUGAAGGAAUUGAAAGACCAGUAGGAGUUUGAGACAUCCCUGGCCUAUAAUAAAUGGGUUAAUUUAUAUAA
Molecule: messenger RNA, 465 nt
Organism: Sciurus carolinensis (gray squirrel)
Lineage: Eukaryota; Metazoa; Chordata; Mammalia; Rodentia; Sciuridae
Gene: Rpl37a
Product: ribosomal protein L37a
Exons: 4
Coding region: 140-418 (92 amino acids)
Biological process (GO): translation
Cellular component (GO): ribosome
Molecular function (GO): structural constituent of ribosome
Source: RefSeq, a predicted model, not a curated record